UAGCUGCUUCCUUCCCUUCUCAUCAGAUCUGGUGGUCCUCAAAACUCUCACACCACUGUUCACAUAGAAACAGAACUCAAAGCAGCAGUAUGUUUUUUCCUCUCUUUUUCUUAGCAAAGGGAAAAGAAAACAAGCCAAACUGAAGCCUUGAAACACAAGCACUUCAAAGCUUAUCACUCUCUAUCUAUCACCCUGACAGGUCUACUCGUGUUCUUGCAGUACAAAAACCUAAGCUGAUAAUGGGGGAGGAAGAGAAGAAACCGGCAGCAGAAGAGGUGAAAAAACCAGAGGAACCAAAGAAAGUAGAGGAGGAGAAGAAAGAAGAGAAGCCAGCAGAAAAACCAGCGGCUGAAGAGAAAAAAGAUGAGAAAAAACCAGAGGAGACGAAAGAUAAAUCACCUCCACCUCCUCAAGAAAUUGUACUUAAAGUCUACAUGCAUUGUGAGGGCUGUGCCCGUAAGGUCCGUAGGUGCCUUAAGGGCUUCGAAGGAGUUGAAGAUGUAGCUACUGACUGUAAGGCUAGUAAGGUGGUUGUGAAAGGAGAGAAAGCGGAUCCAUUGAAAGUUCUUGAAAGAAUUCAAAGGAAAAGCCAUAGGCAAGUGGUGCUUAUAUCUCCGAUCCCAAAACCUCCGUCGGAGGAGGAGAAGAAGGCCGAGGAGAAGGAGAAGCCUAAAGUUGAAGAGAAGAAAGAAGAGCCUCCAGUGAUCAGAUUGGUGGUGCUAAGGGUAUCCAUGCAUUGUGAAGCUUGUGCGAUGGAAAUCAAGAAACGGAUACUAAGAAUGAAAGGUGUGGAAUCAGCUGAACCAGAUCUUAAGAGCUCAGAGGUGACGGUGAAGGGAGUGUUUGAACCUCAGAAACUAGUUGAGUAUGUGUACAAGAGAACUGGCAAGCACGCAGUAAUAGUAAAACAAGAGCCCGAGAUGAAAGAAGAAGAGAAAGGAAAAGAAUCCAAGGAAGAGAAAAAAGGUGAAGAAGGUGACAAACAAAACAAAGGUGGUGAUGGUGGUGCUGGUGAGCAAGGAGAGAACAAAGACAAGAAAGAAGCUGCUGCUGGUGGUGGUGACAGUGAGGCCAAAGCAGAAGCUAAAGAAGCAACAGCAGCCGAGGAAACUACAGAAGAGACCACGGUGGUGGAGCUCAGGAAAAUGGAUUUUUAUAAUUAUUAUUGCCCACCAAGAUAUGAGUACUAUGCACAUCCUCAGAUCUUCAGUGAUGAGAACCCCAAUGCAUGUUCUGUGAUGUAAAAAACUAUGAAAAUGAGGGGCAGGAUGGGAUGAGGAAAAUUAAAAUGGGUGAUAAACAUGAUCUGCCUAUAUAUAUAUAUAUAUAUAAAAUCCUGCCUAAAUGUGCACCCUCCUUUGUGCUCCUUGAUAAAUUUAUAAUCUACAGAGAAGCUGUAGAAUUUUUGUGA
Molecule: messenger RNA, 1411 nt
Organism: Populus trichocarpa (black cottonwood)
Lineage: Eukaryota; Viridiplantae; Streptophyta; Magnoliopsida; Malpighiales; Salicaceae
Product: heavy metal-associated isoprenylated plant protein 7
Exons: 5
Coding region: 240-1244 (334 amino acids)
Molecular function (GO): metal ion binding
Source: RefSeq, a predicted model, not a curated record